Cuscuta epithymum is the source of this 554-nucleotide messenger RNA. Lineage: Eukaryota; Viridiplantae; Streptophyta; Magnoliopsida; Solanales; Convolvulaceae. The record is from the annotation of a GenBank genome assembly.
ACUCCACCCGAAGACUUGAAAGGCAUUUUAGCCGUAGUUAGGCUCCUAAACAAGCAAUGAAGCUUUCGGGGGUGAUAGUGUUGGUUAUGGUGGUAGUGGUCACGGCCAAUUUGGUGCAAGAAAGCAAAGGUAAUUCUUGCGGGGCGACAUUCUUCUCAGCGCUUGUUCAGCUUAUACCGUGCAGGGCUGCAGUUGCUCCUUAUAGUCCCGUACCACCAGGCGAGGCUUGCUGUGCAGCCAUCAAGGCGCUUGGUCAGCCUUGCUUGUGCGUGCUCGUGAAUGGCCCACCAAUCUCCGGUGUUGAUCGGAACAUGGCAAUGCAGCUUCCUGACAAAUGCACUGCAAAUUUUGAGCCAUGCGAACUCAUGUAGAUGACAGAAGUAGAGGAUUUGAAAUAAAUGUGUGGAGGGCUUUGUUGACCAUCUCUUGAAUAGGAUUGCUGGAGCACAGCUGUUUUCUUUCAGUAGUUUUUAUAGCAGAUAUUGUCACUGAUAUUAUAAUGCUUAUUACGCACUAAUCAUAUUUGUUAGUUAAGAAUACAACAAAAUAGAUGA